GUUGCUUCCGCCUCCCCGUGGUGGCCGCUUGUUGUUGUGGAGGCUAAAAUGGCGGCUCAGGCGGCUGCCGCGGCCCAAGCGGCUGCGGCGCAGGCAGCGCAGGCCGAGGCGGCCGAGUCGUGGUAUCUGGCUCUUCUGGGCUUCGCCGAGCAUUUCCGCACUUCCAGUCCGCCCAAGAUCCGCCUGUGUGUACACUGCUUGCAGGCCGUGUUCCCUUUCAAGCCUCCGCAGCGCAUCGAGGCCCGCACGCACCUGCAGUUGGGCUCUGUACUCUACCACCACACCAAGAACAGUGAGCAGGCACGCAGCCACCUGGAGAAGGCGUGGUUAAUAUCACAGCAAAUCCCACAGUUUGAAGAUGUUAAAUUUGAAGCAGCAAGUUUGUUAUCUGAAUUAUAUUGUCAAGAGAAUUCUGUUGAUGCAGCAAAGCCAUUGCUGCGGAAAGCGAUCCAGAUCUCUCAGCAGACCCCAUACUGGCACUGCCGUCUGCUCUUCCAGCUUGCACAACUGCACACGCUUGAGAAAGACCUGGUGUCAGCCUGUGACCUCCUGGGCGUGGGGGCAGAGUAUGCCCGGGUGGUGGGAUCUGAGUACACACGGGCGCUGUUCCUCCUCAGCAAGGGGAUGGGUAGAGUCCUCUCCCAGGAAGGUGGGUACUCCCAGGACAAAAGGACAGAAGGGUGGCUGAGUUGGAGCUGGCCUAUUCCUGAGGGGAGCCUAUCUGCUGGUGGGAGCUUCAGGGUGGCCACCUGCCCCCUGCAGGUGAAGAGUGUGAAGCCCUGCCUGAAGCAGCUGCAGCAGUGCAUCCAGACCAUCUCCACGCUGCAUGAUGAUGAGAUCCUGCCCAGCAACCCUGCUGACCUCUUCCAUUGGCUGCCCAAGGAGCACAUGUGUGUGCUUGUCUACCUGGUGACUGUGAUGCACUCCAUGCAGGCUGGCUACCUGGAAAAGGCACAGAAGUACACUGACAAGGCCCUCAUGCAGCUGGAGAAGCUCAAGAUGCUCGACUGCAGCCCCAUUCUGUCCUCCUUCCAAGUGAUCCUUCUAGAGCACAUCAUCAUGUGCCGGCUCGUCACAGGGCACAAGGCCACAGCACUGCAAGAGAUCUCCCAGGUCUGCCAACUGUGCCAGCAGUCUCCCCGGCUCUUCUCCAACCACGCAGCACAGCUGCACACACUGCUGGGCCUGUAUUGUGUCUCUGUCAACUGUAUGGACAACGCAGAAGCCCAGUUCACCACAGCCCUGCGGCUCACCAACCACCAGGAACUAUGGGCCUUCAUCGUGACCAACCUGGCGAGUGUGUAUAUACGGGAAGGAAAUAGACACCAAGAGGUACUGUAUAGUUUGUUGGAGAGGAUAAACCCAGACCACAGCUUCCCUGUCAGCUCACACUGCCUCCGAGCAGCAGCUUUCUACGUUCGAGGGCUCUUCUCCUUCUUCCAGGGACGCUACAAUGAAGCCAAACGAUUUCUACGAGAAACUCUGAAGAUGUCCAAUGCGGAGGACCUGAACCGGCUCACAGCUUGCUCCCUCGUUCUCCUGGGCCACAUCUUCUAUGUGCUAGGGAACCACAGGGAGAGUAACAACAUGGUGGUGCCUGCCAUGCAACUGGCCAGCAAGAUUCCAGACAUGUCAGUGCAGCUGUGGUCAUCAGCUCUGCUGAGAGACCUGAAUAAGGCCUGUGGAAACGCCAUGGAUGCCCACGAAGCUGCCCAGAUGCACCAGAACUUCUCGCAGCAGCUGCUCCAAGACCACAUCGAGGCCUGCAGCCUUCCCGAACACAACCUCAUCACGUGGACAGACGGCCCACCCCCAGUGCAGUUUCAAGCUCAGAAUGGACCAAACACCAGCCUUGCCAGUCUCCUAUAAGGCUCAAGGGCUACCCAGCACCUCAAGGCCCUACGUGUCUCCAACUUCUACCCAGAUGACACCUGAGCCUUGAGCUUUCCCCAGAAGUGUGCUUCCUUCCCACCUGUCUCUAGAACUUCCGAGUCCUAGGGAGUGUGUGAACCGAGUUCCUGCCCUCCAAAGAGGGUACAGCUGGCCAUUCCCACCUUGUGCCAAGACCCCUGGUGCAGAGACCUACAGGUGGAACAUUGGAGCUGACUCUCCAGAGCCAUCCUUUGAAGUGGACUUCACCUGUCAGUCCACUUCCAUGUCUGAGUCACACCUGCCAGGGCGCUUGUCCAGGGUAUAGGCCCUGAUCCUGUGUGCCAGGUGGGCCAUACCUCAAGUCCAUCAUUCCCUGACCCUCCAUCACCUGGGCCUUGAUGCAAGGCAAGGGCCAGCAUGUUUCCUCUGCUCAAAGCAGUUUCCAGAGUAUAAAGAAACACCAGUUUCUGGCCCAAAUUAGAAAAAAGAAGUGAUGGCCCACAUGUGGGACAAAGCUGACAUCCCAACACUUUUCCCAGCUUGCCUUUCUCUCCAGUACCAGAACUUCUGGUCAGGGGCCCUUGGGGAUAGAUACCGGUAUGGGGGGAUGUGGGUUUCAUAGAGCUGGGAGCUGAGACCAAUUGUUUCUGCCAGCCACCUUCCCCCAUCAUGUGGCUGCUGAGGGCAGGCAGCAGUAAGAGAAGGACAUCUUACCCAAGUUUAAGAUCAUCUCCUCACUUGGGUAUAGGGCAUCAGGCUUCCCUCAGACCUAGAGCAAAGGGGCCUUUUUCCUGGUAGCUCUGGGCAGCAUCUCAUGCACCUGGUCUCCGACUUUCCUCUCAGAAGAGAGGAAGACACCUCCCUACCUCUCCUGCCAGGACUCUGGGUGGACAGUGUUGAAACCUAUUUCCUUAAGCCAGGCCCCGGGGAGCCUCUGCUGGGCCCAUACAGCAGUGCUUGGUUUUAUGCUCUUGGAUAAUCAGAGGUGACAGUGAUGUUGGGAAUGGUGGCAGCUAGUAUCAGCGAUCAAGACAUCACCUUCUCCAGCUUCUGGAGCCUGGGAAUAUCUCCAUACUGCAGGGGGGUGAUGGGGGGUCUCUUUAGGCAAGGUAGAUGGUUGUCUCAUGCCUUGUUACCCUGGCACUGUAAAGGCUACUUCUCAGAGUGUUGGUGCCUGUCACUGAAGGAUGUUAGGUUUGCUCAGGGCUCUGAAGCCUGGGCAUGCUUUUGCCACAAGCAGGCCACCAACAGGCCCCAUUCUCACUGAGCCACUGCCUGUCAUGUAGGUCACCAAGGAGAGCCAGCCCCCACCCUAUGCUGCCCUGAGGCCCUGUCCCCUCAGCCAACGCUCCCAGACCCUUGAGGGCAAUAGAAGAGUGUGUGGCCCUGAAUGACAAGCUGUCCCCAUAAGGUCUUCCUCCUGAGCCAUGUCCUUUGCUUGCUCCACUUCAAAGGAGCCCCCAGGUCCUCCCCUCCACCACUGAGAUGGCACCCCUGUAUCUCUACAAUCUACUCCUGCCAGCUUGCACCCCACAGUGUCCAACCUCUCCAGACCCAUAUUCACUCAAUCACAUUGUACAUCAUGUUUGUCUCUGCCUAUUUAUUGAAGCUUUUCUUUGCUUUAUCUAAGGCAUUUUAUAUGUAGAGCAAUUGGAAAAAGAACCUCAGAACUUAACAUUUGUCUCGAUAUUGAAGUGGUUAUUUUGACCACCUUGUUAUCUAUGUAUAUGUAAAGUUAAGGAUGAGAUCUUCAAGUUUACAAUUAAAAACUCAGUACUCAA
Molecule: messenger RNA, 3653 nt
Organism: Otolemur garnettii (small-eared galago)
Lineage: Eukaryota; Metazoa; Chordata; Mammalia; Primates; Galagidae
Gene: MAU2
Product: MAU2 sister chromatid cohesion factor
Exons: 18
Coding region: 49-1869 (606 amino acids)
Biological process (GO): maintenance of mitotic sister chromatid cohesion; mitotic sister chromatid cohesion
Cellular component (GO): chromatin; SMC loading complex
Molecular function (GO): double-stranded DNA binding; protein binding
Source: RefSeq, a predicted model, not a curated record